UUAGGCAACAGAAGAUACGUCUCCUGCUCACCAAUCUCAUCGCCGUCUUCUCUCGCUCUCCUCUCAACCAAAACUCGAUCUCCACUCCCCUUCUUCCUCCUCACUCUCAAACCCCUAAUCUUCUCCUCCAGAAUCCCCGAUCUUCCUUCUUCCCUUUUCGCUUCCCGGCGACCUCGCGAUUUCAUCAACAGGAGGGAUGAGUUCGUCGACUGUGCGCGGACAGGCUGGAACCGGAAGAUCAGACCGGAGUACGGGUUCGAUGACGAGGAUUACGAAGACGAGCACGAAGAGGAGGAGGAAGAAGAUAGAAGCUUGGAUCUUUUACUUAGGUUCGUGGAGAAUGUCUUUAGAAAAGUCUCCAAGAGAGCGAGGAGAGCCGUCCGAUCAAUCUUGCCUGUUUCCAUCUCCACCAAGCUGGUGGGUUUCUCAGUGAAUGGCGUACUUAUGCUUGCGUUUUUGUGGAUCUUGAAGGCCUUUCUCGAGGUAGCUUGUACACUUGGGACUAUUGUAUUUUCGAGCAUUCUGCUUAAAUACAAUAUCUUCUUGAUGUUUAAAUCUUAAACCAGGUUUGGUUCCUUUUGUUGUUCUUACAAGGUAUCUAGCUCCAGAGUACUUUAUGCAUGAGAUUGUUGAUGAGAAGACGAAUGUGUUUGCGUUUGGAGUGUUGCUUUUGGAGAUUAUAACUGGCCUUCGAGCUGUUGAUACAGCAAGCCGGCAAAGUAUAGUUAUGUGGGUAAUGAUCUUAAAACUUUGUAAAAGCAUUUUCCAUUUUCAUCAUCAAAGUCGAGUGAUCUUAAUGUGAAUGGUAUAAAGAAGUUGUAUAAGCUGACACUUAUUCUCAAACUUGCAUUGUGAAGAUAUACCAAAGCUUAUUCUUAUUGA
This is a messenger RNA of Brassica napus (rape), 882 nucleotides long. RefSeq lists its product as uncharacterized. The record is from RefSeq and is a predicted model, not a curated record. The annotation marks the transcript as partial. Gene Ontology annotation, biological process: regulation of abscisic acid-activated signaling pathway; negative regulation of photomorphogenesis. NCBI's taxonomy places the organism in Eukaryota, Viridiplantae, Streptophyta, Magnoliopsida, Brassicales, Brassicaceae. The transcript is spliced from 4 exons.